AUGGAGCAUGCCUGGGGCUCCUAUUUUACGGGGUCAAAACUUUGGUUCUAUUUCGUAUUCUGGGGCAUACACAUUGCUAUAUUUGCAGGAGGGUGGUAUGUGCAGGCAUCGGACUCCAGACUAGACGCUCUUAAUACGCUGGAGUAUUCGGUUUGCUUUUUCAACAUCGAGAAACACCAGACUAGGCCGGUGACGGCAGUGGAGAUACACUUCACAGAAGCAGGUGGUAUAACGGGCCACGUAAUGCUGUUUUGCAUGAUGUUGAUCUAUACCACUGCCCAUAAUAGAAUUCGUCAACAGUCAUUUGAGACUUUCUGGUACAUCCAUCACUUGUUUGUGCCGUUCAUGUUGGCCCUCUACACACAUGCCACGGGCUGCUUUGUUCGAGACACGGCCGACCCAAUCUCACCCCUUGACGGGGACAAGUUCUGGAGACACUGCCUUGGCUAUGAAGGAUGGAGAUGGGAGUUGGUUGGAGGUGGCCUUUAUCUUCUUGAGAGGCUCUAUCGCGAGGUCCGAGCCAGACGUCAAACUGUGAUAACGAAAGUUAUCCGUCACCCAUAUGAUGCAAUGGAGAUCCAGUUUCAGAAAGACAGCUUGAAAUAUAAAGCUGGACAAUGGCUCUUUAUCCAAGUGCCGGAGGUGUCGAGCUCGCAGUGGCAUCCGUUCACGAUAACCUCCUGUCCCUUUGAUCCCUAUAUCAGUGUCCAUGUUCGUCAAGUGGGAGACUUCACCCGCGCCCUGGGUGACGCUCUGGGAUGUGGACCAGCACAGGCCCGUGAUCUAGAAGGUCUGGAUCCCCUGGGAAUGUACGAAGUUGCUCUCCAAAAUGGACAAAAGAUGCCCAGUCUCCGCGUUGACGGCCCUUACGGAGCGCCUGCUGAAGAUGUCUUUGAGAACGAAAUUGCCGUUUUGAUUGGUACUGGCAUCGGUGUCACACCGUGGGCCUCCAUCCUGAAGAACAUCUGGCAUCUUCGGUCAGGCCCUAACCCGCCUCGACGUCUCCGUCGUGUCGAAUUUAUUUGGGUCUGCAAGGAUACCUCCUCGUUUGAAUGGUUCCAGGCUCUCUUAUCCUCUUUGGAAUCCCAGUCAGCCGCCGCCGCCGCAAGCGAGGGACGGGCUGAGUUCCUGCGCAUUCACACCUACCUCACACAGCGACUGGACGACGACACUGCAGCUAAUAUCUACUUGAACUCCGUGGGCCAGGAUCUCGACCCCCUGACUGAAUUGAGAAGUCGGACGAACUUCGGUCGUCCGGAUUUCAAGCGCCUCUUCACUGCUAUGUGUGAGGGACUGCAGGAUCAAACCUAUAUGGCUGGUUUAUAUGGAAGCUUGAACCGGACUGAAAUCGGGGUGUAUUUCUGCGGGCCGAAUUCAGCGGCCAGACAGAUCCGGGAGGCUGCCGUCACGACGUCAACCAAGGAUAUCAAGUUCAAGUUCUGGAAGGAACACUUCUGA
Molecule: messenger RNA, 1458 nt
Organism: Aspergillus tanneri
Lineage: Eukaryota; Fungi; Ascomycota; Eurotiomycetes; Eurotiales; Aspergillaceae
Gene: NOX4
Product: putative NADPH oxidase (NoxA)
Exons: 4
Coding region: 1-1458 (485 amino acids)
Biological process (GO): defense response; superoxide anion generation
Cellular component (GO): NADPH oxidase complex; plasma membrane
Molecular function (GO): superoxide-generating NAD(P)H oxidase activity
Source: RefSeq, a predicted model, not a curated record